Molecule: messenger RNA, 1416 nt
Organism: Glarea lozoyensis ATCC 20868
Lineage: Eukaryota; Fungi; Ascomycota; Leotiomycetes; Helotiales; Helotiaceae
Product: S-adenosyl-L-methionine-dependent methyltransferase
Exons: 3
Coding region: 1-1416 (471 amino acids)
Biological process (GO): lipid biosynthetic process
Source: RefSeq, a predicted model, not a curated record
AUGACUUCCUAUAUCACUGGGCCUUUGGCUCGUGGAGGUGACCUGAUCAAAAGCACACUGGGAGGUGUGUCCUGGGGACCAGCGCUAUCGGUGUCCAAGUCCGCGGUUACAUCUCUAUUUUCCCGCAUCGAGAAGGGAACCCUGGUCAUCAAGGACCGAACAACGGGGCAAACCAAAAUUUAUGGAAGAAAGGUGUCGAGAGAUCAUUCGAAAUUGACAAAUGGAGUAAAGGGCAAUUCGAAAAAAUCUGGGGGAGCUGGCACAGUGGAGGUAGUUGUGCAUAAGGAAGCGUUUUGGGUACGACUGUUCUUGUUCGCAGAUAUGGGAUUUGCCGAGUCAUAUAUGUUGGGAGAAUUCGAAUGCGACGAUUUGACAGGCUUUUUUCAGCUCUUCAUCCUCAACCGAAACCAAUUGGCCAAUGCGACGACACUCACAUCAUCUAUUGCGAGUACGAUCACUGGACUUGCCCGGAGUACGAAUACCCUCUCGAAUUCGUUGUUAAAUGUUUCCGCGCAUUAUGAUAUUAGCAAUGAGAUGUUUGCUGCAUUUUUGUCAGAAGACAUGACAUAUUCGUGUCCAAUCUGGAAAGCACCAUCUAGUGCAGACGAGGAGGAAGAGAGUUUGGAAGCUGCGCAAAUGACCAAAUUACACCGAUUUAUCGACGGGGCUCAUAUCAAAUCUACGGAUCACGUACUGGAAAUCGGAACCGGCUGGGGAUCAUUUGCUAUAGAAGCAGUGAAGAAGACAGGAUGUCGAGUUACAUCACUGACACUGUCUAUUGAGCAGAAAGAUCUAGCGGAGAAGAGAAUCUCAGCAGCAGGUUUCGACGACAAAAUCGAGGUAAAGUUGAUGGACUAUCGAGCGCUGCCAAUUCCUAGAGUGCCAUUCGACAAAGUCGUUUCGAUUGAAAUGCUGGAAGCUGUUGGAAAAGAAUACCUGGAAACAUACUUUUCCUGCAUACAUCGACUUCUCAAAAAGGACGGUAUCGCGGUUUUCCAAUGCAUUACCAUGCCGGAAGGGAGAUAUGAGGCUUAUGCGAAAGGAGAGGAUUUCAUUCGCAAAUACAUAUUUCCAGGAGGGCAUCUUCCUUCGAUCACUCAACUGGUAGAUAACAUCACCAAGGGUUCUGAAGGAACUCUGGUUGUCGAACGCAUUGAGAACAUAGGUGGACACUAUGCGAAGACGUUACGCUCGUGGAAGGAGAAAUUCAUGGUCAACUUCGAAUCAAGGAUCCGACCAGCUUUGAUGAUUGAGCACCCUGAGAUGGGUGACAGAGAAGUUGAAGUGUUCGCGAAAAAGUGGGAGUAUUAUUUCUGCUAUUGUGAGGCUGGUUUUGCUACCAAGACUUUGGGUGAUGUAAUUAUCACCGUUGGCCGAGAGGGCGCUAUGGAGUUGAUGGAGGGUAUUCCACUUUGA